AUGUUUGGUACCAGUCAAACAGCUGCCGCAGAUGGCAAUGACUUGAGGGACGGUAGUCAUCAGACCAGCUCUGCUGAGGAAACACCUCAAUCGGUCGAGAAUCCAUACUUCACCAACACAGGCACAACUACACUACCACGUCGAAAACUUCCAAUGUGGCUCGAUCAUUUCAACGCUAGAGAUCUAAAGAUGUUUUUCAGAUGCUCAGUUGCUAUGUGGAUCAUGACCGUCUUUAUCUACAUUACUCCCAUACAAGAUGAAAUGGGCCAGGCGUCUUUUCUUGGCUGCAUUGUCUUAUGGCUUGCACCACCAUCAGGCACGAUAUUUAUAAACCUGAUAGCUGCUAUCACCGUAAUGCUGGGAGUCACAACCGCAUGGGGUUGGGGUCUAAUUACCAUGAAGGCUGCACUGGCCACUCGAUCGGACGCGCAUACACAAUCUCGGCUUGCCGAGCUUCAAAGAAUGGCCGCAUCUCAGAAUGCCACUGACCCUCAUAUCUUUGUCAAGGUCAAGAUUUUGAACGGUUUCAUGCUGGACUUAAACGUGACGGCGACGUACUUCUGUAUGAUAUGUUUGUACCUGUACAUGAUUGCUCGCCUUCGCGUGGCUGCUCCGAAGCUCAGGCUUACGCAGAUGAUGGGCUGCAUAGUCAGUGCUGUGUUUCUCACGCAGGCGCCGCUUUUACCAAGUUUCAAUGGAAAUAUUGCGAGGCCAUUGGUUCUUCCCUGCGCUAUCGCUGAAGGCAUUGCCAUGGUUUGCAGUAUCUUUAUCUUUCCAUCCUCUUCUGCAUCUGAAGCUCUUAACAUAUUUCAAGACCUGCUCGCGCCGAUGCCCACAUUUCUGGAUGCCUGUUACCUCGGACUCAAAUAUCCUAGUAUUACAAUGAGCACUGACAGGUUAACUGGGGUAAAGUUGGAACUCUUGGCAUCAUACAGUCGUCUGAAAUCCAUAAGUGCAUUUCUUCCCAUUGACUUCUCUAUGGGAAGGUGGAAUGGAGAUGACUUGAUCAAUCUCACUAUACCGCUACAAAAUCUCAUUAUUGAGUUCAUUAGCCUGCUCGAGAUACACAGACAAGCAGAAGCCCACAAGGAGAGAUCUGAGAAGGCUUUGGCCUUGGUUUCGAUGCAAGCUGGUCAAGGCAAUCUUGAGACCGGACGACAUCAGAUGAAUCAAGAGGCUGAGUUCCACAUACGUUCAAAAACCUCGCAACAUGUUGAAGAAGCGGAGCGAAAUCUCCGGGCGCUGUCUGAGCCAACUAAGUAUUUGAUUGAUACAUGCAAAGAGUCUCUGACAGCUAUCAACGAAGCUUUGAUCAAUGCAAGUACUUUCAAACAUAGCUCUGGCUACAAAAGUUCGUUGCAAAGACACGUUGCAGUCCUUGAGAAUUUGAGAGAACAAAUCAAAGUAUUUAAUUCCUCCACUUCUGGGUAUUUUUCUCUCUCGUCUUUUCAUAUUUUUAACGACGAUGGUAUUGUCCAAGAUGAAUUUGGCACUGUUCCAGGACUCACAGGCCUCAUGAUGGGGCUGCUCAUCCAAGAGAGAUUAUGUCAACUAGCGGGUGCCCUAUCAAAGCUACAAUCGAGAGUUAUCGAACUGGAAAAAAAUCGCAGUUCCUUUAGGUUUUGGCUGCCCACUCGAAUGGCUUCUGUUUUACGUUGGAUGUGCACGACAGAAAACUCAGAAGGGAUACCAGCUGCAGAUAUUGACGACAGCACAAUUGUCCGCAGCCCUACGACUGCAUCAGCGCAUUACGGUCUGCCGGUAGGCCUUCAGACAAGCCCAGAUGCCAAGUCAAGCCGGACAGAGCUCUCUUCAAUGAGAACACCUCACAAUCGCAGAAGGGGAAGAGCUAGUCAGUCCCUGUUGGUAGUCGCGCGCUGGCUAGGAAAUGCUGAAGGGAUGUUCGCCCUUCGUAUGGUGAUAAUGACUAUCGCUUUGUCCAUACCGGCCGUCCUUAGUUCCAGCGCAGGCUUCUAUUAUCGGGAAAAUGGCCUGUGGGCUGUGAUUAUGGCGCAGCUCACUCUACUUCCAUACACGGCGGAUGUUGUGUACGGGAUUAUUGUUAGAGUCACCGGGACAAUCGUUGGUGGUGUCGUUGGAAUGGCUGCAUGGUAUAUCGGUUCCGGCAGCGGUCCAGGGAAUCCUUACGGAGAGGCUGCCGCCAUGGCUUUGGUGAUUCUCCCCUUCAUGUGGUGGCGCGUCUUUUCCUCUCUCCCUUUGAUGCCUGCAGGAGUCAUGAUGGGAAUAACCGCGUACCUUGUUGUUAUCUACAGCUGGAUUGAUACGCAUAAUGAACCCUAUGGAAACCUUGGCAAGGGUUAUGAGAUUUUCUGGAGGCGCCUUACACUGGUUCUCAUUGGUUUAAGUGGCACCUUUGUCACUAAUUUCUUCCCAAAGCCUCCUUCCGCCAGUCGCCACUAUCGACACCAACUUGGCAAGAGCCUUAUUGGCAUACGAGACCAAUACGCACUUUUUGUUUCUAAUUGCGAAGCACCUGCGCAAGACUUACAUGCUGUGGCCGAGGAAGAGUCUCUGAAAGCGAUAGGGGAUCUCCUGUCUAUAUCAGGCCCAGUUAAGCUAACCGUGUUCGAAUUCUCAUCCUCUAAUUUUGAUACCCAUGCGCUCGGCCGCGUAUGCCAGCUCUGUAUGCUCAUACAACAAUCUGUCACACAGCUCUUAAUAUACACGACAAGAUUAUCAGACGCACAGCGGCAAUCGGUAAUUCUAUCCACUGAGAAAACCAAGGAAAACAUGGUUGUUGAGGUCAUGGCAGUCCUCACAAUGGUUCAACAAGCUCUAAAAACAGACGACCCGCUUCCUGCUAUGUUACCAACGCCGUUGUUUACUAGAGAGGUUGUAUUCACUAGACGUCGCAUUCAAAAGGUGCUUGACAACAGUGAAUUCAACAAAGAUUAUACCAUGGACAACGAGGGCUUGCGAAAGUAUGUUGUGCUACUGAACGCUCUCCUUCAGAUGUUUGCGGCGCUGGACGAAUUGGUCUUAGUUGUAAAGAGCGCUGUCGGCGAGACAAGUAAUAUUGCUAUCCUUGAGGUAUAG
Molecule: messenger RNA, 3057 nt
Organism: Fusarium oxysporum Fo47
Lineage: Eukaryota; Fungi; Ascomycota; Sordariomycetes; Hypocreales; Nectriaceae
Product: aromatic acid exporter family protein
Exons: 3
Coding region: 1-3057 (1018 amino acids)
Source: RefSeq, a predicted model, not a curated record